Vespa crabro (European hornet) is the source of this 8117-nucleotide messenger RNA. RefSeq names its product myosin heavy chain, non-muscle (gene zip). The coding region runs from base 15 to 5966 and encodes 1983 amino acids. Gene Ontology annotation, molecular function: actin filament binding; ATP binding; cytoskeletal motor activity. Gene Ontology annotation, cellular component: myosin complex. The record is from RefSeq and is a predicted model, not a curated record. NCBI's taxonomy places the organism in Eukaryota, Metazoa, Arthropoda, Insecta, Hymenoptera, Vespidae. The transcript has 10 exons.
ACUACCAAACAAAGAUGGCGGACAUAGACUCAAGGGUAGACCGGUCGGAUCCGGAAUUGAGAUUCUUGUCAGUAGACAGAAACAGUUUCAACGAUCCGGCUACUCAAGCAGAAUGGACACAAAAGAAAUUGGUUUGGGUACCUCACGAGACGCAGGGCUUCGUUGCCGCCGGUAUCAAGGGAGAACGCGGCGAUGAGGUCGAAGUGGAAAUCGCGGAAACCGGCAAGCGCGUCCACGUCGCCAAGGACGACAUCCAAAAGAUGAACCCGCCAAAGUUCGAUAAGGUCGAGGAUAUGGCGGAACUCACGUGCCUCAACGAGGCUUCUGUCCUGCAUAAUCUAAAGGAUCGUUAUUACUCCGGUCUCAUUUACACGUAUUCCGGACUGUUCUGCGUCGUGGUAAAUCCUUACAAAAGAUUGCCGAUUUAUACGGAAAAAAUAAUGGAAAGGUAUAAGGGUAUAAAAAGACACGAGGUACCACCCCACGUUUUCGCCAUCACCGACACGGCCUACCGUUCGAUGUUACAAGAUCGCGAGGAUCAGUCCAUUUUGUGUACCGGUGAGUCUGGAGCAGGCAAGACCGAGAACACGAAGAAGGUCAUUCAAUAUCUGGCGUAUGUUGCUGCUUCGAAACCCAAGUCCAAUGCGACCCCAAGCCCGGCGUUAAUCAUAGCAUCUGGGAGUGUGUCGGACAAGUUUGCGGUAAUUAAUGGCGAACUCGAACAACAACUCCUUCAAGCAAAUCCAAUUUUAGAAGCAUUCGGAAACGCAAAGACUGUGAAGAACGACAACUCGUCUCGUUUCGGCAAAUUUAUUAGGAUAAAUUUCGAUGCCUCCGGUUAUAUCGCAGGUGCAAAUAUCGAGACGUAUCUUUUAGAGAAAUCAAGAGCGAUCAGACAAGCCAAGGAUGAAAGAACCUUCCAUAUAUUUUACCAGUUGCUUGCUGGUGCCUCAUCAGAACAAAAAAAGGAAUUUAUAUUGGAGGACCCUAAACAUUAUCCGUUCUUAUCCAAUGGUAUUCUGCCUGUACCAGGAGUCGAUGAUUCCGCUGAAUUCUUCUCAACAGUGAAAUCGAUGCACAUCAUGGGUAUGACUAACGAAGAUUUCUCAUCGAUCUUCCGCAUUGUUUCUGCAGUGAUGCUAUUCGGUUCCAUGCAAUUCCGUCAAGAACGUAAUUCCGAUCAAGCGACUUUACCUGAUAAUACAGUAGCACAAAAAAUAUCUCAUCUGUUAGGUCUCAGUGUAACAGAAAUGACAAAAGCUUUCUUAAAACCUCGAAUCAAAGUCGGUAGGGACUUUGUAACUAAAGCACAGACAAAGGAACAGGUAGAAUUUGCGGUGGAAGCUAUAUCAAAGGCAUGCUACGAACGAAUGUUUCGUUGGUUAGUUAACAGGAUCAAUAGAUCUUUGGAUAGAACGAAAAGACAAGGUGCCAGUUUUAUAGGUAUCUUAGAUAUGGCCGGUUUUGAGAUAUUCGAAUUGAAUUCCUUCGAACAGCUAUGCAUUAAUUACACGAAUGAAAAGUUACAACAGUUAUUCAAUCACACCAUGUUCAUUCUCGAGCAAGAGGAGUAUCAGCGAGAAGGUAUCGAAUGGAAAUUCAUCGAUUUUGGACUCGAUCUUCAACCUACGAUCGAUUUGAUCGACAAACCAAUGGGUAUCAUGGCUUUAUUGGACGAAGAAUGUUGGUUCCCCAAAGCGACCGAUAAAACGUUCGUCGAGAAACUCGUCGGUGCACACAGCGUGCAUCCCAAAUUUAUGAAAACAGAUUUUCGAGGUGUCGCUGACUUUGCUAUUAUACAUUAUGCCGGUAAAGUGGAUUAUUCAGCGGCCAAAUGGCUAAUGAAAAACAUGGAUCCAUUGAACGAGAACGUGGUGAGCCUUUUACAGGCAUCCCAGGAUCCAUUCGUCUGCCAUAUUUGGAAAGACGCUGAAAUCGUAGGCAUGGCGCAACAAGCGCUGACGGAUACACAGUUUGGUGCAAGGACUAGAAAAGGCAUGUUUAGAACGGUAUCUCAACUGUAUAAAGAGCAAUUGGCUAAAUUAAUGUUGACCCUGAAAAAUACCAAUCCGAACUUUGUCAGGUGCAUUAUUCCAAAUCAUGAGAAAAGAGCUGGUAAAAUAGAUGCUCCUUUAGUAUUGGAUCAAUUACGAUGUAACGGUGUAUUAGAGGGAAUACGUAUCUGCAGACAAGGUUUCCCAAAUAGAAUUCCAUUCCAGGAAUUUAGACAGCGUUAUGAGUUACUCACACCGAACGUUAUCCCGAAAGGUUUCAUGGACGGGAAGAAGGCUUGCGAGAAAAUGAUUCAAGCAUUAGAAUUGGAUCCAAACCUUUAUCGAGUUGGUCAAUCAAAGAUAUUCUUCCGUGCCGGUGUUUUGGCUCAUCUCGAAGAGGAAAGAGAUUACAAGAUAACCGAUUUGAUCGUAAACUUUCAAGCAUUCUGUCGUGGUUUCUUGGCACGUCGCAAUUAUCAGAAACGUUUACAACAAUUGAACGCCAUUCGUAUUAUACAAAGGAACUGUGCAGCUUACUUGAAGCUUCGUAAUUGGCAAUGGUGGAGACUUUACACCAAAGUGAAGCCUUUGUUAGAGGUAACAAAACAAGAAGAGAAACUUACCCAAAAGGAAGACGAAUUGAAGCAAGUUCGAGAUAAACUUGAAUCACAAUUACACUCCGCCCAAGAAUAUGAACGUAAGUAUCAACAAGCCAUCGAAGAGAAAACGAUGUUAGCCGAACAGUUGCAAGCUGAGGUAGAACUUUGCGCCGAAGCGGAGGAAAUGCGAGCAAGAUUGGCUGCGCGUAAGCAGGAGUUAGAAGAGAUAUUGCAUGAUUUGGAAGCACGCAUCGAAGAGGAGGAAGAGAGGAGUGCGGCAUUGACACAAGAGAAGAAAAAAUUGCAAUUGAACAUAAGCGAUUUGGAAGAGCAAUUGGAAGAGGAAGAGGCUGCUAGACAGAAACUACAGCUUGAAAAAGUACAGUGCGAUGCAAAAAUUAAGAAACUCGAGGAAGACCUUGCACUUUCGGAUGAUACCAAUCAGAAACUGCUCAAGGAGAAAAAAAUUCUCGAGGAACGCGCGAACGAUUUGUCUCAAACUUUGGCGGAAGAAGAAGAGAAAGCAAAACAUUUAUCAAAAUUAAAAGCGAAACACGAAGCAACCAUAGCGGACCUCGAAGAGAGAUUACUUAAGGAUCAUCAACAACGACAGGAAGUGGAUAGAUCGAAGAGAAAAGUGGAAACCGAAGUGUCGGAUUUGAAGGAACAACUUUCCGAAAGAAAAACGCAAGUCGAAGAAUUACAAUUGCAAUUGGGAAAACGCGAAGAGGAACUGAAUCAAGUGAUGGCAAAGAUGGACGAAGAAGGUGCGGCAAAGGCGCAAGCACAAAAAGCGUUAAGAGAAUUGGAAUCGCAAUUAGCCGAAUUGCAGGAAGAUUUAGAAGCAGAAAAAGCGGCUCGUAGUAAGGCAGAAAAAUUAAAGCGAGAUUUGAACGAGGAAUUGGAAGCAUUGAAAAACGAAUUGCUGGAUUCAUUGGAUACUACUGCAGCCCAGCAAGAAUUAAGAAGUAAACGUGAACAAGAAUUAGCUACUUUGAAGAAGAAUCUUGAGGAAGAAACAUCGGUACACGAAGCUACGUUAUCUGAUAUGCGACACAAACAUACGCAAGAGUUAACAGCUUUGAACGAACAAAUGGAUGCCUUGAAGAAAACUAAAGCUGCUUUAGAGAAAGCAAAGGGUUCUCUCGAGGCUGAAAAUGCAGAUUUGGCUACUGAAUUGAGAUCGAUUAGUGCGAGCAGACAAGAAUCCGAUCGUCGUCGUAAACAAGCAGAGCAACAGUUAGCCGAUGUCAGCGCCAAAUUAGGUGAAAUUGAGAGAAACAAACAAGAAUUGGUAGAAAAGGUAACGAAACUUCAGCAAGAGACUGAAAGCGUUAUGCAACAAUUAGAAGCAGCAGAAUUGAAGACUUCAGCCGCUUUAAAAGCAUUGGCAACGUGCGAAUCACAAUUUACGGAACUUCAACAACAAUUAGAGGAAGAGACAAGACAGAAGCUUGCAUUAAGUUCGAAACUUCGUGCGUUGGAAAGUGAGAAGGAAAGUAUACAUGAACAAUUGGAAGAAGAAGAAGAGGCAAAACGUGGCUUGGAAAAACAAGUUUUGAAUUUGAACGCUCAGCUGGUAGAAGCGAAGAAACGUGCCGAGGAAGAGGCAGAAGCGGCAGCAGCAUUGGAAGAAAGUAGAAAACGUUGCGCAAAAGAUAUCGAGGCACUUCAAAGACAAGUCGAAGAAUUGCAAGCAGCUAAUGACAAGUUAGAUAAAUCGAAGAAGAAGAUACAAGCCGAAUUGGAAGACAGUAUCAUCGAAUUAGAAGUGCAACGAGCCAAGGUGCUAGAAUUAGAAAAGAAACAGAAGAAUUUCGACAAGGUACUUGCAGAAGAGAAGGCCGUGUCGGAACAAUAUGCGGAACAGAGAGACAACGCGGAAAGAGAAGCACGUGAGAAAGAAACUAGAGUCCUUUCAUUAACGCGAGAAUUAGACGAACUUAAUGAGAAGGUCGAAGAAUUGGAAAGAGGACGUCGCGGGCUCCAAUCGGAACUGGAUGAGUUGGUGAAUAAUCAAGGUACAGCUGACAAAAACGUACAUGAAUUGGAAAAAGCUAAACGUGCUUUGGAAUCGCAAUUGGCUGAACAAAGGUCUCAAGUAGAAGAAUUGGAAGACGAAUUGCAGUUUACUGAAGAUGCAAAAUUAAGAUUGGAAGUAAAUAUGCAAGCUUUACGUGCGCAAUUCGAGAGAGAUCUUCAAGCGAAGGAGGAACAAGCGGAAGAGAAGCGCCGAGGAUUGGUCAAGCAAUUGCGUGAUGUUGAAGCCGAAUUAGAUGACGAAAGAAAGCAACGGGCGGCUGCGAUAGCUCAACGUAAAAAGAUGGAGAGCGAUUACAAGGACAUGGAGCAACAAUUGGAGAUUCAUAACAAAGUGAAAGAAGAUGCGUUGAAACAAUUGAAAAAAUUACAAGUACAAAUAAAGGAUUAUACUAGAGAAAUAGAGGAAUUCAGGGCGGCUAGAGAUGAAUUAGCAGCUGGUGCGAAAGAAUCGGAAAGGAAAGUAAAGAGUCUUGAAGCAGAUUUGAUGCAACUAACGGAAGACUUGGCUAACAGCGAACGCGCUAGACGAGCGGCUGAAAACGAGAGAGAUGAACUUCAAGAGGAAGUUAACAACAAUGCCAAUAAGGGAACUUUAAUGCUCGAUGAGAAGCGUAGACUUGAAGCAAGAAUCGCUACUUUGGAAGAAGAAUUGGAAGAGGAACAAUCUAUUUCCGAGGUCGCUGUGGAUCGUGCAAGAAAGGGACAGAUCUCAAUAGAACAAUUAUCGACUGAUUUGGCUACCGAACGAUCUACGACACAGAAACUUGAAUCUCACAGAAUGUUAUUGGAGAGACAAAACAAGGAAUUGAAAGCAAAACUUGCCGAAUUAGAAACUGCUCAACGUGCCAAGACAAAAGCUACAAUACAGCAAUUAGAAUCGAAGAUAAAUAAUUUGGACGAGCAACUGGAGACAGAAGCAAAGGAAAGGUUUGCUCAACAAAAGAUCAAUCGCAAAUUAGAAAAGAAAUUAAAAGAAAUGACUAUACAAUUAGAAGAUGAGAGGAGAAACGCCGAUCAAUACAAGGAGCAAGUGGAAAAAGUAAAUGCUAGAAUGAAGACACUGAAGAGACAGUUAGAUGAAGCAGAAGAGGAAAUCAGUAGACACAAAGCUAUGAAGCGAAAAGCUCAAAGAGAAAUGGAUGAUAUGCUGGAAUCUCAAGAGGAACUUACACGUGAAGUAGCAAAUCUGAAGAACAAAUUGAGGCGUGGUGGACCUGCUAUAAGUUUGAGCUCUACGAGGCUAAAACGUGGAUCUGUACAAACUGGAGGAUCCGGCGAUGAUUCGACAACGCAAGACGAAAGUAUCGACGGGGAAGAAAAUACUAAUUGAAGUCCUAUAAAUCUUUUAAAAUGUGCAAAAACGAGGAAAACAGCCUGCGUCACGUUACGAAGCGACAACGAUAGCGGAAUUUCUCGAUCUUAUGUAAACAUCGACUAUAUAAAGUCAAUUGAAUUUAGUACAUUCGAUCUAAUAUUCGCUUUCAGUGAUAAAAUUUUACAAGGAGGAUAACGCAUAAAAGUCCUGUUUCUUAAGAGUGCUAUUAAGAGAUAUAUAAAGAUGGAUCUUUGUAUAUUGAUCCUGCGAAUUGGAUAAUAGUUUAUAGGAAGUAAUUAUUUCUUUGUUUGUAUACUACUCUACUUGUUUUCUUCCUUAUUUUCACUAGAGUUUUAUAUGCUUCCCAUAAAAUGCCAUGAGACGUCGAGUGUAAGAAGAAGAAGAAGAGUCUUUUUUGUUUAAGGAUAUGUAUAUAAUUUUACAACUUAUUAAUUAAUAACUUGACCGCCGAGCGGUAUGAAUGCAAGCAUGAUUUUAAAUUGAUAUGAUGCAGAAGUUGUAAUCGAGAAAAAUAGAAGUCAAUAACAAAGCGGAUUACUGCAUAAUUUAUAACAACUUAACAAAACUAUUAGAUAGCAUUAAGAUAUUAGUUUUUAUUAUUAUUAUUAUUAUUAUUAUUAUUAUUAUUAUUAUUAUUAUUAUUAUUAUCUUUAUUAUUAUUAUUAUUACUACAUUAUAUUUUUGUUGCUAUGAACAACAUCCUCCAACACACACAUACACACAUAUAUAUUAUUAAUUUUAUUAUUAUUAUUAUUUUUAUUAUUAUUAGUAUUAUUAAUUAUUAUAAUAUUUUAUUAUUAUCACAAAUAGUAUCACAAUUAAACUAAUACUAUGCGGAUCAUAUAAAUAAAAUACGACAAAUUGAGAAGAAUAGUUGUACUCCAGUUUCAUUUUAAAAGGUUCGUACAUUUGAAGUUUUCAAUUGCAUUUCGUCUUUCGUACAUACUGCUUGCUUUCUCUUUAGCGAUUAACAUUUAAGUGAAAUAUUUAUACUAUAGUGUAAUAUUUGUCACGUUAUAUCAUUGCAUUCAUACGAUCGUUGCGUUUAAGAUUUGAUUCCUCUAUUAAUUCUAAGCACAAUUACAUUUUUGGGGAAGUUAGGUAACAGUGUGACGCAAAGACUUCAUUUUUUUUGUACUUAAGACAUUAUAAUUUUAUUUAUGAUUUUUUGAUUUAACUAUUCAGUUGUUAUUAACCUUUUGAAAUGAACUGAUUAGGGAAACGAUUAAAAGAAAAAAAAAGGAAUGUGAAAAAAAGAAAAUACAUUGUGACUCAAAUUCGUCUGACUUGGGUGGAUUCAAAUAUAUAGAUGCAAAUUUCACAAAUUGCGUUAAAGCGAUCAUCGACCCAAGUAUCGUGAAGAUGUUUUAUACAUGCAUUUUUUUACAUACACAUUUUAUGGAAUCCUUUGUACCAAAAGGCAUUUAUAGCAAACAUUGUGCCAGGGUUAGAAUAUAUUUUGAUGCGACUAGCAAACAUGGAAAAUAUACUAAUUAAUAAUAGGCCUUUAAUAUAUUAAACGAAAUAAGGUGUUAAACUAUGGCUUCCUAGAGAUAUUUUAGGCAAAAUUUCGAAGACAUGAUUCUGAAAAUAAAAAAAGUAAAAGAACAAACAAACAAAUAAAGCGGAACUGCCAUUAUACAUGCUGUUGAUUUCAGAGACAACAUAUCAUGUCGAUGCUUAAAGCCGAUUAAAAUGAUAUGCAAUCUCUUAAUACUAGAAAUUUUUCCAUUUGUGACCACUGUGAAUUGUGUAUAUAAUCGCUUUGAGAUGUUCAUUUCUCGUUGUUUUUUUAUUUUUUAUUUUUCUUGUAUCAUGUCCUAUUUGCCGUUACAAAAUAUUUGCCGCAUACAAAAUAAAAAAAAAAAAAAUAAAAAAAAUAAAAGAAAAAAUUUUCAAAUGGAACGUAGAGGACAUGAUAAUUAAUCGAAACUGUAACGAGAAGUGAUCAUUGUGAAAGUAUUUGAUAAUUGGGGUUAGCGUCAUAUACAAUGAAACUAGGAGUGAAAAGUGAGGUUUGAAAUAACAUGGAAGGAAGAGUUUUGAUAUGUUUUAUAUGGAAUAAAUAUAAACGUUGAUUGCAUCAUAAGUAUAUAAGAAAAAAGUAUAAUAAAUGCUGAAAUAGUAGAUCAAAUUAAGCACUAA